Messenger RNA from Phytomonas sp. Hart1, 393 nucleotides. The record is from the annotation of a GenBank genome assembly. NCBI's taxonomy places the organism in Eukaryota, Euglenozoa, Kinetoplastea, Trypanosomatida, Trypanosomatidae.
AUGACGAAAUGGUUGGCCUCCUCGAACGACGCGAAACGGAAGGACAUCUCGGAUGCGACUCCUUCGAAUAUCCCCACCACCACCACCACCCCUAACCCUAAUAAAGAGAAUUUUAAUAAAACGUUAAUGCCGUUAAAGCCUGGUAUGGCGGAUUGCGCGACUCUGCUUCUUCGCGCCUGCGUUUUAAACACUCAUUGCUAUGAAAUGGAGGUGAAAUCCAUCCAGGCAAGACUCACGAAUGAGCGAUUCGCGACGCUUUACAAAAAUAAAUUCCCUUCACUCACACCAAAGCGCGAAAAGAAAUUUUUGGCUUUAUCCUUAGGAAAGAACUCUCAACUUACAAAUCCAAAGGAUUGGGAGAAAAAGUACCCCCUUCCUAACCUGGAGCGAUGA